This is a messenger RNA of Lytechinus variegatus (green sea urchin), 1245 nucleotides long. RefSeq names its product transmembrane protein 184B-like. The record is from RefSeq and is a predicted model, not a curated record. Gene Ontology annotation, molecular function: transporter activity. Gene Ontology annotation, biological process: transport. NCBI's taxonomy places the organism in Eukaryota, Metazoa, Echinodermata, Echinoidea, Temnopleuroida, Toxopneustidae. The transcript has 2 exons. Bases 375 to 944 code for a protein of 189 amino acids.
AUGUUUUGUCGAUGAGAUGGCCUGUGAUAGUACGAGAGCAGACUAAAAAGAGUAAACUAUAUCGUUAAGUUAUUCCGUUUUUAAACCGUGAUUGGGAUAUUUAGGACAUUGACUCCGUUUUGGAAUUUACAUUACAGGAGAGAAUAUUUCUUUGACGACUGAAUCACUUUCUGAAGAGUCCUCCAGAGCUCCUAACUUUCCAGUUGACUCGGAUCAUUGGGCUGCAGUCGAGCAGCAGCUGCUAGGGAAAGUACGGUAGCUAGCGGCGCUGCCAUACGUGACGGACCGUGUCUAGAGCCGGGCCGAAGCCCAUGCACCUUCGUUGAGGGAUUCGAUUCCGGGCUUCAUGAAGGUUGAUCUGCAUCAUCAGCAGGAUGUCCUCUGGAAACGUCUCUACCCCUGGAUCGCCUCCAACCAUUGUAGGAACAACAACCCCUGUGGCUAAAGUUGUGUCGACCCUUGCCCACAAUCUGUCUUCAGCAUUCCAAAAUGUUUCAAGCACUCCAGAAAUAACGACAGAAUCGCCACUGUCCGUUCACGCAAUUUUCUUGCAGACGAAAGCAGCGAAGGCAGUGGCAGGCAUCUUUGCAUGGGCAGCAUUCCUUAUUACAUGCUACCAGAUUUACAUGCACUUGAGGCAUUACACCUGUCCCGGUGAACAGCGAUGGAUAGUACGGAUCCUCUUCAUAAUUCCUAUCUACUCCUUUGACUCCUGGCUCUCCCUACUAUUCUUCAGUCAAGACCAUUAUUAUGUCUACUUUGACAGUAUCAGGGAUUGCUAUGAAGGUAAGCCAUUUUUCUCAUCAAUUUACUUCUACACCAUUCUCAUUUUAUACUUUCUAAAACUAGUUUACUGGAAACCAGUUUGGAAGAUCGCUUUGCUAGCAUUCCCAUUUGAUCACCCGAAAGUGGUUUUCAAAACCACUCUACGGCCGCUUCACUGAAAGCGAUCUCGACUUGCUGUGGAUACGCUCUUUCGCGCAAAAUUUGAAAUCGCGGCAUAGGCAUUCUGCACACAACUUGUGCGAAGAUCGCUUCCCAAAGAACGGCUGUGUCCCCACUUAUGCUACAACCAGUUUAACGAGGCAAAGCGAUCUUGAAAACUACAUCGCGAGGUGGUUUUCCGAACCGGUUUGGAAGAUCGCUUCCUAGACCACUUCGACCGUUCUCAUUACACAUUAAAGUAGUUUCCAGUUAAUAACUAGUUUUAGGACGGUAGGCCUAAUGAGAACUGGGUCUUAUAAU